AUGUUGCUCGUUGCCAAAAGCAACAGUCAUUGUUUUCAACAUUUUAAUACAUCGAACUCAUCAUCGUCGUUUUCAUCUUCAGUUAUUGUACCUCAUCAUAUACGCAUUCAACACAUUGAUGUUGAUACUCAUCCUGAUAUAGUUAUUGAUGUUCAAACACCACACUUUUCAUGGCAGUUAGCUCAGGAAUAUGAUAGUGAUGGUCGUUUGAUAAGAGGUACAAAACAAGUAUCCUACCAUAUUCUCGUUACCACUUUCAUCAGUAAUCAACUCAUGUGGGACAGUGGUCAUGUACUUUCCUCUUCAUCCACACAUAUCGUUUAUGCAGGUAUACCAUUCACAUCUGACACACGCUACACAGUUACUAUCAAAUAUUAUACUGCACAAUAUGAAAGUCAAUGGUAUACUACUCAUUUUCGUACUGCACUCUUUUCAUUGACUGACUGGUCAGGCGAAUGGAUUGGCAGUAAUGAUAUCAAUAUGAAUCAAUUACGAACUGUUGUUACGAUUCAAUCAAUCGCAAUUCAAUCAGCUACUGCUUACAUCAGUGGUAUUGGUUAUUAUCAGUUGUAUAUUGAAGGAGAAUUAAUUGAUAAGACACGACGAUUAGAUGUUGGAUGGACUACAUAUCAACAACGUACACUUUAUGUUUCAUAUGAUUUAACUAGUGUAUUAAACACAACUGGCUCUAUAGGUAUUGGAAUCGUCUUAGGUCAAGGUUGGUACAAUCGUCAACAAUGGAUUAUUGGUCCAGGUGCACGUCCUGAUCUUUCUGAAAAAUACGGUUCACCACGUGUGUUAAUGCAACUAAAUAUUCAAUAUAUAGAUGGUACAAAACAGUCUAUUGUUACCGAUUCAUCUUGGUUAGGUCGAGAGAGUGAACAUCGUUAUGAUUCCAUAUACAUGGGUACAACUAUGGAUUUUCGAGUUGCACGUUCAUGUUGGUCAUGUGCCAAUUUUACUGAUCAAUACUCCUUAUGGAUAAAUGCUUCCAUAUUAUCAUCACCAGUUAAUUUUACAGCUGGAGGUCAAUUAUCUUUGCAAUCCAUGGAUCCUAUUCGUAUUGGUCCUGAUGCACUACAUAUUGCUACAUCAGGUAGUUUGGGUAAUGUAGAUGGAGUAAAAGGUGCUAGUCUUACUGAUGGUGGUGUACUUAAACCGAUUUCACAAGAUUCAGUGAAUGGACAAGUGUUUGAUCUUGGUCAAAAUUUCGCUGGUUGGUGUAAAUUAUCUUCACUUAAUGCUUCAAAAUCUACUAUCAUUCAAUUGCGCUAUGCUGAAUUUCGAUAUUCAACUGGACAAAAUGGAAUUGAUUUUGCUGGUUUAUAUUACGAAAAUUUAGCUAAUAUAGCUGUAAUGGAUACAGUAAUCUUAAAUGGAACAGGCAAUGAAACAUUUGAACCAUUAUUUACUUAUCAUGGUUUUCGAUAUUUAUUAGUAAAUGGAUAUGAUAAUAUUAAUAAAGAUAAUAUUGAAUGUUAUAACGCACAUAGUGAAACAAAAUUUAUUGGUAAUUUUACAAGUAGUAGUGAUAUAUUAAAUCAAAUUCAACAUAAUAUUCUUUGGUCUCAAUUGAGUAAUUCAAUGUCUUUACCAACUGAUUGUCCACAACGAAAUGAACGCCGUGGAUGGAUGGGUGAUGCUGGACUUAGUAUUGAUGAAACAUUAUUUAAUUUUGAUUAUGUUAACUUUUAUCUUAAUUUUUUGACGAUGAUUUCAGAUAAUCAAUCGCCUGAUGGUGCAAUAAGUGAUACAGUACCAUUUACAGUAGGUUUUAGUCCGGCUGAUCCUAACUGGGGUACAGCAUAUGUGACAAUUACAUGGUAUUUAUAUGAACAUACAGGUGAUAUUACUAUUAUUGAAAAAUAUUAUAGAGGUAUUCAAGCAUGGAUUGAUUGUUUAACUAGAGAAUAUCAAAAGACUGGCUUAGCUAAAAUGUAUUAUUAUUGGGGUGAUUGGGCAACAGUUCAGGAAACAUCUAAUACUUCGUUAGUUUCUUCUUAUGCUUACCUUCGUGAUGUUUAUACAUUUAUUAAUAUGAGUAAAAUUCUUAAUCAAACUGAUAUUAUACAAAAAUACACACAAUUAUAUCAACGAUUGGCCGAUGAAUUUCAUCGUGUCUUCUACAAUACAGCUGUUAAUGGUUAUGUUGAUGAAAGUCAAGCAAUGAAUAUACUUGCACUUGCUUUGCCUGAUGUCGUUCCAACAUCACUUCGUACAGCUGUACUCAAUUUAUUAGUUAACAAUAUUACCACAAUUGGCCAUUUUACUGGAGGUAUUGUUAGCGUUGCUCCUUUAUAUCCUCUUCUUUCAAAGGAAGGAUAUCAUGAUUUAGCCUUAAAACUUGCGUUAGCUACAUCUUAUCCAUCUUAUGGCUAUAUGUUUCAUAAUGAUAUACAGAAUGCUACAACUACAUGGGAACUUUGGAAUACAUUACCACAAGGAGCAAGAGCAUCAUUAAAUCAUCAUAUGUUUAACAGUAUUGGUUCAUGGUUUUAUCGAUAUUUAGCAGGAAUCGAAUUAAAUGCCCUUAGCACCAUUUCUAUUUAUCCUCGUAUGUCUUAUGAUGCUGAUUUAUUGACUGAUGUAAAAGCUGAAGUGGUUACUAUCAAAGGAUCAAUUCGAGUAGAAUGGUCAAGAAUAUCUGUAAAUAUUGUGAUAUUAUCAAUUUCUAUACCAACUAAUAUCGAUGCAAUUGUUUCAUUCGAUCCAUUAAUUAAGAAAGGACGAUGUAUGACAUUGAUAUGUGAUGAUGAAGUCAUUUGGAUGAGAGAAAGAAUGAAUGAUAAAUUGACAUUAUUAAAAGAUGUGCGUGGAAUGAAAGAUUUGAGUGAAAAUGAGUUAACAGGUACAAUGUCAAUUAGAGUAGUAUCAGGUGAAUAUACAUUUGUUGCAUAUUGGCAAUAA
Rotaria sordida is the source of this 2907-nucleotide messenger RNA. Lineage: Eukaryota; Metazoa; Rotifera; Eurotatoria; Philodinida; Philodinidae. The record is from the annotation of a GenBank genome assembly.